AUGAUAUUCGACCAAGCCAAAGGACGGAAAUGGGACCCGGGUAUGGAGCUUCCAAAAGGAGGUGCUCAUAAAUUACGGGUGAAGCCGGAGGACAUUGAAAAAUUUCCUAGAGAUGGAGAAGGAACGCUUGAAAACCCCAUGGUCAUCUGGGCUGCUCGCCUAACAGAAGAACAGCGGAAUGAACUAAGAAUCCCAGAGUUUGAGGACGAAGAAGAUCUAUACCGUGCCGUCGAUGCCAACACCGAUAUGGCAAAGACCGUGGCAGUAAGGUGCGGCUGUACGGUCGUAUGGAUAAUUUGUCCUGUUCACAAGAGUAAAUACGCGUAUGAAAACGGUGAGAAGGUGCCGACAAACUGGGACAAUGCUGGCAACCCAAAGGAAUAUCUCGUCGUAGAUGCUGAUCCACACCUAACGAUAAGGCUAGGUACGGACGAGGAUGCUUGUCUUCUUCAUGGUCAUAUUAAUGUCAAUGUAGACGAGAGAGGAUUUCCAACGACCUUUAUGACCAAGUUCCAGAGGCAUUGUGAAGGGCAUGUCACUGACGGUGACGAAAGACCUUUUGAACUGUUUGAGUGGACCGAAGAAUCUUCAGCAGAGGAACAUCACCGACAGGCAAAUGCAGACUACGAACUCUUCAAAGCGAUGACCAUGCGAGAGGAAGGAUGGGAAAGCGAAGAUUUAGGAAAGUCUGACACCGACUACAAGCCGCCUGACCACUUGGAAGCUAUGCUAAAAAGCGAUGCUCAGUACGUACCCGUAGUCGAUGAAAGAGAACAUUCCGACCCUGAAUAUGAUAAUUAUAUCGUUCGUCGGUGGAACCCCUAUCGAACAGACCCUGCCAAACCGAGACAUGAAAAGUCCAUUUUAACCUAUAAUUUUGGUUAUAAUGUUCGACAAUUCAAGUCUAGGCUUGGCGGGUUGUCUCGAUAUGUUCACUAUCGGACUCAGGCCCUUUGGAACUAG
Molecule: messenger RNA, 963 nt
Organism: Daldinia caldariorum
Lineage: Eukaryota; Fungi; Ascomycota; Sordariomycetes; Xylariales; Hypoxylaceae
Exons: 1
Coding region: 1-963 (320 amino acids)
Source: RefSeq, a predicted model, not a curated record